UCCGGCAGCUCGGUGUCCUGGUUGGUGUAAAACAGCUGCGGAAGCAGGGAGUUAAAGAGUCUGUGCCGUCGUGGGAGCUGGCCGGGCCCCCUGGGAGCGCCCCGGAUUCGAAACAGAGGGCCUCCUUUAAACACACACCUUUUGCUUUCUGUGCUAUGGGAGAUGUCAAAGAAUUAAAAAUGCAGAUAACACCGGAAACUCCAGGAAGGAUCCCUGUUUUAAAUCCUUUUGAAAGCCCAAGUGACUAUUCCAAUCUCCAUGAACAAACUGUUGCCAGUCCUUCUGUUUUUAAAUCUGUAAAAUUGCCAACUCCAGGAGAAUUUAGAUGGUCAAUUGAUCAACUAGCUGUAAUAAAUCCAGUAGAAAUAGACCCAGAAGAAAUUCAUCGUCAAGCCUCAUACUUAAGUCAUUCUCGAAUAGAUAAAGAUGUGGAAGACAAAAGACAAAAAGCCAUUGAAGAGUUUUUCACUAAAGAUGUCAUCGUACCCUCUCCUUGGACUGAACACGAAGGGAAACAGCUCUCAGAAUAUCAUUCCAGUAAUUGUAUUAACAUAAAUAGUGACUCUUCUCCUGGAAGAAAGCUGACCGUUCAUUCUGAAAAAACCAAUGCUGCUUGUCAGACAUUGCUGUCUCUUCCUGUGGACUUUAAUUUAGAAAAUAUAUUAGGUGACUAUUUUAGAGCUAAUGAAUUUGCCGAUCAGUCUCCUGGAAACCUCAGUUCUUCAUCUCUGAGAAGAAAGCUCUUUUUAGAUGGGAAUGGAAGUAUUUCUGACUCCUUACCAUCAGCUUCACCUCGAAGUCCUCAUAGCAGUGCCCAAGCAUCUCUUGAGGUGUUUUAUUCAAUAGAUUUAUCUCCUGUACGGUGCAGGAGCCCUCUGCAGACCCCAGGCUCGGGGCAGUUUUCUUCCAGUCCUAUUCAAGGUAGUGCAAAAAAGUACAGUUUGGGAAGCGUAGCCAGUCCUUCAACUAUUUCUUCACCCACUUUCUCACCAAUAGAACUUCAAAUAGGAAAGACACCACUCUCAGAACAAAGGAAGUUUACCUUUCCUUCUCCUGAUGCCUCCUCUAGAAUACAUUCUAAUGGAAUUACUAACCCAUGUAUCAGAAGUCCUUAUAUAGAUGGCUGCUCACCAAUUAAAAAUUGGUCUCCUAUGAGACUGGAGAUGUGCAGAGGUGGGACUCCAUAUCGGGCCUCGCUGAUCCGGAUUCCUUUUGCUCUUGAGACGCACAGUGAAGAUGAGGAAGAUAAGGAGAAUGCUCCUUCUCCAGGCAUCUCGUCCCCAGUCGGGGAUGCUGUAGGACGACCCCUGCGGCAGUUGAUGAGUGACGCCGCACAUGGUGCACGCAUAGUGGUGACUGCCAUGUCUGUCACACAGCGUCAGCCUGGCGCUUCUGGGAGAGAACUUGCCCUGCAGGACGUUGAGAGCGAGAACAAUGAUACUGUGGACAUGGUUGAUCCUGUAGAGACAGCAGAUGAGCACACUUGGAUUAAGGAGCCAGCUGAUGAUGGGAGUUUGCCUGUGCCUGACUUUGUGAGCGGAAUUGCCUUUAGCAUUGAAAACUCUGAAAUGUGCAUGUCACCCCUUGCUGAAAGCAGUGUUCUUCCUUGUGAAAGCAGUAACAUGCAGAUGGAUAGUGGCUAUAAUACACAGACUGGUGGAAGCAAUAUUAUGGAUACUGUUGGAGCAGAAAGUUAUUGCAAAGAAAGUGAUGCACAAACCUUUGAAGUUGAGACUAAAUUUCAAGUUUGUAAUACAAAGUUUAUUAGGCACAGUGAACAUCAGCUUACGUGCAAUGAAACAUAAAUCUUGAAAUCAAGUUGAAAGACCUCCUUAUUUUUCCUGAGUUGGUACAUAUGCAUAUUUUAAUUUUAAUUCUUUUUUCAUCCCUUUCCCCUUGUUAUGUCCUGUUUGAAAUCACGGCAUUUUCUUUCCUAUAGUAAGACCACAGAACACAGGUGUGGGGUGAACAGCCCAAGUCCAUCUCAUUGCAGCGGUCCACAGAAUACCUCUGUCAGAAGCAGACUAUUGGUGAAGCUCCUCGCAUAUGUUUUUGCAAAGGAUCAAUAAUGUGAUGGUGACUGGAAAAAACUGCUUCAAGUAACAUCCUUAGCUUCUUUCUUUCCCUUAAUGUGAAAAAUCAAAGGCUUGGUGACAUAGAAACAACAGCAAAGCUCCUCCAACAUGAAGUUGCUACAAUACAACUCUACUUUUUAAUCAAUAAAUAUUUUUGUAUGUAUCUUGAGUAAUGAGUUUCACAAUAAAAAAUGUGACAGCUGAUGAUUUG
Molecule: messenger RNA, 2286 nt
Organism: Fukomys damarensis (Damara mole-rat)
Lineage: Eukaryota; Metazoa; Chordata; Mammalia; Rodentia; Bathyergidae
Gene: Bora
Product: BORA aurora kinase A activator
Exons: 12
Coding region: 156-1805 (549 amino acids)
Biological process (GO): activation of protein kinase activity; regulation of mitotic spindle organization; regulation of mitotic nuclear division
Cellular component (GO): nucleus; cytoplasm
Molecular function (GO): protein kinase binding
Source: RefSeq, a predicted model, not a curated record